CUCCCACAAGUUCUGGAAGGCAAAAUGGCGGCCAAGGGAAAGAAAAAAGUGGACAUCCGAGAAUUAAUGCGCAAACAGAAAGCCGAGAGGGCCUCCAGCGGACCCAAACGGAUAGAAUCUCCUCUGGCAAGGUAUAACAGCCUGGGACAGCUGUUCUGUGUGGUCUGUAAGGUACAGGUGAAGAAUGAGCUGGUCUGGCCAGCACACAUCGCUGGCAAGAAGCACAAAGAGAAUGUAGAACUCCUGAAAGGUGGUGAUGUCACGUCAGUAGGUCCGAGCCCAGCUACCCCGCCCAGAAACCUGGCAGCAGGCAAGCGGAAAGUUGAGGACACCAGCUGCAGGGAGACAUCCUUCAGCCAGGAGAAGAAACAGAAAGUCAUCAGCAGUGUACCGAUUAAGGGCAUCCUCAAGAACGCAAAACCACUCACACCUGGAUUGCCGGCCACCUUUUUCGAUGGGACCAGUAAAUCCUCCACUUCUGCAGCAUCCCAAAAACCUCUUGUAGAUUUUGAUGAUGAUGAUGAUACUGAUGAGGAAGAAGAAAACAAUACCCCAGCAGGACUGCCUUCUGAUUUCUUUGACAGUAGUUCUAAAGCACCAGACAGCAGCACAGCAGCAAAACCUGAUGAUGGCUCUUCAGAAACUUCAAAGUCCAACACAGCAGAGGGAAUCCCAGAAGGUUUCUUUGAUGAUCCAGUCACAGAUGCCAAAGUCCGAAAUGUGCCACUUCCAAGUGAGAAUGAAGAGGAGGAAUGGCAGAGGUUUCAGAAAGCUAUCGCACUGGAGGCAUCGGCAUCUGAGGCGAUGAUAGAAGUGGAGGAUGAAGAAGUCCAGGCUGAUCGAGAGAUCACAGAGAUCGACGAUCAGAUUCACCGGUUACAGAAGGUGGAAUCCAUGGCAGAUCGGCUGGAGAAGGCAGAACAACAGAGGAUGUCCAGGAAGUCAGAAUCAGAGGAACAGGAAGCUGACAGUAACAGUGAAGCAGAGGAAGCAGAGUUUGAAGAAUUCUUAGACUGGAGAUCUAAAGGCACCUGGAAAUAACAGCACACAAAAACUCAACACUUCCUAUUUUGCUACAGAAUUAUGAUCUCUAUAUUACUUACCAAUAUUUUCUCACCUUAUGUACUAUAAACUCUCUCUCUUUUUGAACAAGUAAGGUAUCACAUGCAUAAUGUACCUUUAUUGAAAGCUUCAUGUAAAAAAGGUGUCUAGUGCAUAAGAUUGAAUGCACACAAUGUUCAUUGAAUCACUGAAUUUGAUCCUUUAAAGGAACAUGAAUGACGCAAUAAGCAAGGCAGUUAGUAUAUAUUACAAGCCUAUAAUACAAGGUCAAAGUCAUUGUGAAUUACGUUGAAUACACAUUUGUUACAUGACAUUAAUAUGCAUAUCAAGUUGUCAGUUUUUGUCUCAGAAUAAACAACUAUUUAAUCCAAUUAUUGGACAUGUAGAAUACCUAUUUCAAGAUUGGUUAGAUGCUACAUUUGUAUGUUUGAAUGCCUUCCUUCAUUCCAUGGUUAAAUUAUCUGACACGGACUACUAUGCUAUCUGUAUUCUUACCACAUUAUACAUGUUUUACAUGUAUUCAUGGUCCUUCAAGUCAUUUUGUAUAGACAACAGUUGAGUUUUACUCUGGUUCAAUAGGAAACAAGGCUGUCAGAGAUGGCAGACUUCACCCCCUUGAGAAUACGUGUGAUCACGCAAAACAUACCAAAAUCUGUA
Branchiostoma belcheri (Belcher's lancelet) is the source of this 1719-nucleotide messenger RNA. Its product is annotated as zinc finger protein 830-like. The record is from RefSeq and is a predicted model, not a curated record. Bases 25 to 1041 code for a protein of 338 amino acids. Gene Ontology annotation, cellular component: nucleus; spliceosomal complex. The transcript is spliced from 8 exons. Gene Ontology annotation, biological process: mitotic DNA damage checkpoint signaling; nuclear DNA replication; mitotic DNA replication checkpoint signaling. Gene Ontology annotation, molecular function: nucleic acid binding; zinc ion binding. NCBI's taxonomy places the organism in Eukaryota, Metazoa, Chordata, Leptocardii, Amphioxiformes, Branchiostomatidae.